This is a messenger RNA of Dromiciops gliroides (monito del monte), 1014 nucleotides long. RefSeq names its product vomeronasal type-1 receptor 4-like. The transcript has a single exon. NCBI's taxonomy places the organism in Eukaryota, Metazoa, Chordata, Mammalia, Microbiotheria, Microbiotheriidae. Gene Ontology annotation, molecular function: pheromone receptor activity. The record is from RefSeq and is a predicted model, not a curated record. Bases 1 to 1014 code for a protein of 337 amino acids. Gene Ontology annotation, cellular component: membrane. Gene Ontology annotation, biological process: G protein-coupled receptor signaling pathway.
AUGCUUACUAGCAAUGUCUGCAUUGGUAUCUUUUUGCUCUUACAAACUACAACUGGGAUCCUGGCAAACUGCUUCCUACUUUCUCUUUAUAUUUUGAAUUUCCGACUUGACCAUAAACUAAGGCCACUAAACUUGAUUCUGACCCAGCUAAUCUUGACCAACAUCACUAUGUUGGUGAGCAUAGGCAGCCCAGAAAUACUGCAAGCUUUUGAGAUAAGAAAUUUCCUGGAUAAUGUUGGAUGCAAAGUGAUAUUUUUCCUUUACAGAAUUACCCAGGGGCUUUCAAUUUGUUUCACUUGCCUUCUGUGUAGCUUUCAGGCCAUCACCAUUAGUCCCAGUGGCUCUACGCUAUCAAAACUCAAAACCAGAAUUCCAGAACAAAUUUCUACCCUCUCUCUCUUCUGUUGGAUCCUUAAUAUCUUGAUAGAAAUUCCUGUGCCAAUGUUUGUGAGAGAACCGAAGAGCACCACCAAUAAUACAUAUGCAUAUACUAUAAUAUAUUGCUCAAUUAUAAAGAUUAUAGAUAUUUAUUUCAUCAUGACUACUCUGAGAAAUGUGCUAUGUGUGGGACUCAUGUUUUGGACCAGUGGCUACAUGGUGUUUCUCCUGCACAGACACCACCAUCAAGUCCAGAACAUCCACAGUACCAACUUCUCAUCCAGAGCUUCCCCUGAGGUCAGAGCUACCCAAACCAUCUUACUGCUGAUGGGCAUUUUUGUCUGCUUUUACUUACUUCAUUCCAUCACUUUGAUGUUUCUCACUUAUUUAGGUCAUAACCGAUACUGGUUGACCAUCUCUGCCAUUCUGUCUCUUUGCUUCCCAACCUUUAGUCCCUUUGUGUUGCUGCCCCGAACCCCCAAACACAGCUGCAUUCUCUGGGGAAGAAAAGUAACUGAUUCUCAAAUUGUCCUAAAGUUUGAAUAUAAGGUUGGUAGAGUGAUUUCUCCUGUCUGCAUUCAUGGUUCCCAGCCUAUGAAGGUCCUUGUAACAAGGAAGAACUUGAACAGCUUCUAG